Molecule: messenger RNA, 4290 nt
Organism: Hippocampus comes (tiger tail seahorse)
Lineage: Eukaryota; Metazoa; Chordata; Actinopteri; Syngnathiformes; Syngnathidae
Gene: col21a1
Product: collagen, type XXI, alpha 1
Exons: 29
Coding region: 316-3198 (960 amino acids)
Source: RefSeq, a predicted model, not a curated record
GUCUGUUGUACAAUUUCAUGCUCUCCUUAUCGGCUUCUCUUUCCACCCGCGGUAAUUGAGGCUGGCGGCGUGCCAGGGAGAGUGCGAGUGAGGCGGGUGGAGAGGAGGAAGAAGAAGGACAGAAGCACAGGCAACCGAGGGAGGGCCUUCUUUCAUUCACUCGACAAAACCUGCGUUUCUUCCUGCACUUUCUGACAAUGCUGCACUGGGAACAGUAAUGAUCACUGAUCCCUCUUAAUGAGAAGGAUUAACAGGAAUCCCCACGUUGUCUUGGAACGCUUACAGGUGCAACGGGUAAGUUAGUGUGGCUACAAUAUGGGUUACAAAGCAACAUCCAUGCCUUGUAUCUUAAGAUGCAUGUGUUUCAUGCUUCUCCAUUGGCUUAACGCAGCACAAGAUGAAGACUUAAGAAGUUGUAGGACUGCGCCAGGUGAUUUGGUCUUUAUUGUCGAUGGUUCUUGGAGUGUUGAAGAUGUCAACUUUGAAAUAGUAAAGCGGUGGCUUGUAAACAUAACCAAAAAUUUCCAAAUUGGACAGAAAUUUACCCAAUUUGGUGUAGUCCAGUACACCGAUGAUCCCAUUUUAGAAAUACCUCUUGGGAAGUAUUCUACAAACAACGACCUGAUCAGAGCGAUGGAAUCCAUCGAGUACAUGGGAGGAAACACGAGGACAGGCACGGCCAUCGAAUUUGCCACAGACAAACUGUUUGGCCUCUCUGAGCGUGGCCCGAUGGGCGUAUCCCGAAUUGCAGUUGUCCUCACCGAUGGGAAGUCUCAAGAUGAGGUUUCCAAGGCAGCCGAAGCCGCGAGAAAAAAAGGAGUCAUUUUGUUUGCGAUUGGUGUGGGGUCAGAGACAGAGGAGGCACAGUUGAGAGCCAUUGCAAACAAACCUUUUUCAACUUACGUUUUCUCUGUGGAGGACUACAAAGGUAUUUCCAGGAUCAUACAAGUCAUUCGACAAAAACUGUGUGAAGAGACUGUUUGUCCUGCGAGAAUACCUAUCGAUUCCAGAGAUGAGAAAGGAUUUGAUAUCCUAUACCAUUUAAAUUUUGCCAAAAAAGCCAAGAAAACAAAAGGAACAUAUCAUGGCACUAAGGCCUACGAGGUGACAUCUCGUAUUGACUUGAGUGAAGCUACAAGGUCACUUUUCCCUGAUGGCCUCCCACCAUCGUAUGUGUUUGUUGCCACUCUGAGAUACAAGGGAUCGGUGGCAUUGGAGCAGUGGGAUCUGUGGAGAAUCCAGACGCGUGACGGUAGACCUCAAAUGGCGGUGACCCUAAAUGGACUUCAUGGCACCGUUCAGUUCACCACAACCAGCCACUCACUAACUGGAACGCAAACGGUUACAUUUUCACAGAACACAGCAAUGAAACUGUUUGAUGAGAAAUGGCACCAACUACGACUGCUGGUCACCGAGGAAGACGUCACUCUUUAUGUUGAUGACCUGGAAAUGGAAACACUGACAUUGGAGCCUCCUGUUGGCAUUUUCAUCAAUGGAAAAACUCAAGUUGGAAAAUACGUCAGUAAAGAAACAACAGCGCCGUUUGAAAUUCAGAAGCUGCGUAUCUACUGUGACCCUGAGCAGAACAACCGUGAGACUGCAUGUGAAAUACCAGGAGUGUGCUCCAACAGUCCAGAUUAUGCUGAGCCAACUCAAGAACCUUGUGUUUGUCCUCCGGGACCUCCAGGACAUCCAGGCAUGAAGGGUGAACCAGGAAAUGGUGGCAAAGCAGGUCUGCCUGGACGUGCUGGUGCUGAUGGUAAGCCUGGAGUGGCUGGCAUUAGAGGAAGUCCAGGGUUUCCUGGUGUGGCAGGAAUGAAGGGUCAGCGUGGGGCAGAUGGGUUGAAAGGGGAGCAGGGCAGGCCCGGUGUUUCGGGUGAAAGAGGUGUACCGGGAUUAACAGGAACACCUGGACAACCUGGAGAGAAGGGACCGGUUGGAUCACCCGGACGAGUAGGGAUGGCGGGUAAAGCCGGACAAACGGGAGAGAAAGGAAGUAUUGGACAACCCGGGCCUCCAGGUUAUCGAGGAGUACCCGGUGAACCUGGAAGAGAUGGAAAGGAUGGAUUUCCUGGGCUACCUGGUCUAAAGGGAGAAAGCGGGGAGAAUGGAAUCCCCGGUCUCGAUGGAAGGGAUGGCCAUAUGGGUUUGCCUGGUUUGCCAGGGAGCGCUGGCCUCACAGGACAAAAAGGGGAAGCCGGUUUUCCUGGAUCAAAGGGCCCACAAGGAUCAGACGGAUCACCUGGGGAGAUGGGCCCAGCAGGUCCACCUGGUUUCAAGGGAAAUAUUGGCCCAAAGGGCAGUAAGGGUGAAAAUGGAAGUCCGGGUAAACAAGGGAUGCCAGGUUCUAUGGGUAGACCAGGUGAUCCUGGACAAGCGGGUCAGCCCGGACACCCAGCGGUGCCCGGCCUAAAGGGAAGCAAGGGGGAAAGGGGAUAUGCAGGUGUAAGAGGAGAUCUGGGAAUGAAAGGUGAAAAGGGAGCAGAUGGAAAAUCAGGGAAUCACGGAUCGCCCGGACUGAGGGGACUAACAGGGGAGAAAGGGACAACAGGGGAUCCGGGUCAGAGAGGCCAGGAAGGUCAAAUGGGCCGCCCUGGACAGCCAGGUCAGGCGGGACAAACGGGACCCCGAGGCCCUCGGGGCGACACGGGUCCUGCCGGACAACCUGGCCCGGCAGGAAGCUCUGCGGCUGACAUUUCAGACAUGCACAUUCGACAAGUUUGCAGAGAAAUUCUUCAGUCUGAACUGCCGUCAAUGUUGUUGAGCCACCAGUCAAGUAGCUGUGCCAGGUGCCAAAGCCUUCCUGGAACACCUGGCGUCCCAGGUCUUACGGGGCCCCAGGGUGCUAGGGGACUCCCUGGCAUGUCUGGCGCCAGGGGGCAGCCAGGCUACCGUGGUCAUCCAGGGCUACCUGGUGUUAAUGGGAUAAAAGGAGAUCCUGGGCUUAAGGGUGAAAAGGGAAGCCCAGGGCGCACCAUACAUGGGGACCAAGGACCACCUGGGCCCCCAGGUCCUGUAGGUCGUCAGGGUUAUGGCAAACCGGGCACUUCAGGUCAACCUGGACCACCUGGUCUUAACGGAGCAGAGGGUAAAAGCGGUAAACCCGGCACACCUGGCCAGCCUGGGGUGUGUGACCCCUCCUUAUGCUAUGGUAGCAUGAUGAGGCGGUCCUACUACAGCAAAGGACCAAACUAUUGACUGAAGUCCACCAGUGUGAGGCUGGUGUGAAGCAAACAGCCAUUCUCAGGAAGUUCUCAUCCUUACAGUUGUCCUCUGGCUCAGUAAGAAAUGGACCUCUUCUAAAUAUCGACAAUCAAUCUACAUACAACCAUCAAAAAGCCACUUUUGUUCUGUUAUCUAAUGAAUAAUUUUCAAAUGUCAGGAGAAGAGUACAAAAUUCCCAAGGCGGUUUAUGCACUAUACCAUGGAAUACAAAGAAGGAAGUAACUGCCAAGUGGACAAAAAAAUGGCAUAGCAAUGACUUUACAUAGAGUUUGACGUCCGUUUCAAAUUAAUGAAAAGAAAAACACUGCUCGAUAAGACUGUGGAGCUGAUUUCAGGAACAUCAGCUCCAGGUGCAUCUGCAUGAAUGUCAAGCAAAAGACAGGCUUUGUUCAUCAUGUCACACUUGUGACAGAAAAUUCCCAUCUUCGUCUUUUAUUGCAAUGGAUUCUCUUGUUUUAUGAUCUGAUGAAAGCAAGGCUGAACUUUGACCACAAUUCCAAAAGGUACUGUAUGAUUGGCUCACAAUCAAUGUUGCACACCAUAAAAAAAAAAAAAAAGAAAAGAAAAGAAAAAUAUCCAGCAGUGAAGUACAGUGGGAGCAAUAUUGUGCUUUGGGACUAUAUUUCUUCAGCUGGAACUGGGAAAUUAGUCAAUGUGGAGGGAAUUAUGAGGACUGUAGUUCCAAAAAGGAGUCAAUAUUGGCACAAAUCCUCCAGGUUUCUGCGAGAGGUUGAAGAGGUAUUGAACCUUUCAGAAUGAUAACAACCAAACGCAUACAUCCAAAUACUUUGCCAGAGGAACAUUAACAUUUUGGAAUGGCACAGUCAGACUCCAAGAUGAAAUCUAGUUGAAAGUUGCCCGUGGCGCACGGUGCAUAAGAGAUGCCCAAUGCUAAAUCAGCCAGAGUUGGAACAAUUUUGCAGGGAUCUGCGGUACGAUAUAGCCAAGUCAAUAUGUACUAAGCCAACUGACUCCCAUAUGAAAUUAGUGCUCACAAAUACUUUUUGGUGAAAAAGUGUUGGUGCACAUGACAUUUGCGCAAAAAAAUUAUUUCACCCAAAAAAA